Messenger RNA from Aspergillus puulaauensis, 1098 nucleotides. RefSeq names its product mitogen-activated protein kinase HOG1 (gene sakA). Gene Ontology annotation, cellular component: nucleus; cytoplasm. NCBI's taxonomy places the organism in Eukaryota, Fungi, Ascomycota, Eurotiomycetes, Eurotiales, Aspergillaceae. The coding region runs from base 1 to 1098 and encodes 365 amino acids. The record is from RefSeq and is a predicted model, not a curated record. The transcript is spliced from 9 exons. Gene Ontology annotation, biological process: stress-activated MAPK cascade; cellular response to oxidative stress; protein phosphorylation. Gene Ontology annotation, molecular function: MAP kinase activity; ATP binding.
AUGGCGGAAUUCGUACGUGCCCAGAUUUUCGGCACGACCUUUGAAAUCACCAGCCGAUACACAGAUUUGCAACCUGUAGGCAUGGGUGCUUUUGGACUGGUCUGCUCAGCGAGGGAUCAAUUGACCGCCCAGCCGGUUGCCGUUAAGAAAAUCAUGAAGCCUUUCAGUACUCCAGUGCUCUCUAAAAGGACGUACCGUGAACUGAAGCUGCUCAAGCACCUGCGACACGAAAACAUCAUUAGCUUGAGCGAUAUAUUUAUUUCUCCCCUUGAGGACAUUUACUUCGUCACAGAACUUCUGGGUACCGAUUUACAUAGACUGCUUACUUCCAGGCCACUGGAGAAGCAGUUCAUCCAGUAUUUCUUAUAUCAGAUUCUGCGGGGACUGAAAUAUGUUCAUUCGGCAGGUGUUGUCCAUCGUGACCUUAAGCCCAGCAAUAUCCUCAUCAAUGAAAACUGCGAUCUUAAAAUUUGUGAUUUCGGACUUGCGCGCAUUCAAGACCCGCAGAUGACAGGAUAUGUAUCAACUAGAUACUACCGUGCGCCGGAGAUCAUGCUCACAUGGCAAAAAUACGACGUCGAGGUGGACAUCUGGAGUGCAGCAUGCAUCUUCGCCGAGAUGCUGGAGGGAAAGCCUCUGUUCCCCGGAAAGGACCAUGUUAACCAGUUUUCCAUCAUUACGGAGCUUCUUGGGACGCCUCCGGACGAUGUUAUCCAGACCAUCUGCAGCGAGAAUACUUUACGGUUCGUCAAGUCACUACCGAAGCGAGAGCGUCAGCCGUUGGUGACUAAAUUCAGAAAUGCCGACCCGGACGCUGUUGAUCUCCUCGAGCGUAUGCUCGUUUUCGACCCCAAGAAGCGAAUCCGUGCUGCCGAUGCUCUUGCACAUGUAUACCUAGCCCCAUACCAUGAUCCCACCGAUGAGCCUGAAGCGGAGGAGAAGUUUGACUGGUCGUUUAACGAUGCUGAUUUGCCCGUGGACACCUGGAAAAUUAUGAUGUACUCGGAGAUUCUAGACUUCCACAACAUCGACCAGAGUGCCGAAGGUAACCCGGCCCUUGUCGAAGGGGUUGGACUGAAUCAGCAAGGGUUCCAAUAG